AUGCACCGUCCAAUCAUCCCAGUUGUUUACGGCCUUCACGACGACCAAGAAAAACUAGCGCCACCGUAUUCGUUCAUUAACGCGGCAAAAUUUGAAAACACGAAAGCGCUGGCCGACUACUUGAUCCUCCUCAACAACAACGACACGCUCUACAACGAAUAUUUCUGGUGGAAACCUUAUUUUAAAGUACACGACAGCGAAGAUGAGAAGAAAAAAAGCAUGUGUCGCUUGUGUGCUGCCCUCCACGAUGAAACGUUGCCACCGAAAAUUUAUCACAACCUCACUGAUUGGUGGGAUACGCAAUCCGCCUGUAUUUUCUCGCCUAAAAUCUUAUGA
Daphnia pulicaria is the source of this 336-nucleotide messenger RNA. RefSeq names its product alpha-(1,3)-fucosyltransferase C-like. The record is from RefSeq and is a predicted model, not a curated record. The coding region runs from base 1 to 336 and encodes 111 amino acids. The transcript has a single exon. NCBI's taxonomy places the organism in Eukaryota, Metazoa, Arthropoda, Branchiopoda, Diplostraca, Daphniidae. Gene Ontology annotation, molecular function: alpha-(1->3)-fucosyltransferase activity. Gene Ontology annotation, cellular component: membrane.